CAAACGCAGUCUCCUCAGGCAGGAGCGCGUUCCAGUAAGAGCCCGACAUACUGUAAAAAGACAACUGGAAAACUGUUAACGAAAUUAACAGGGAACUGACCUGUUAGUCCUCUCCUGUUAGCAGAGGAGGAGAAACGUAUAUCAGUGGACUCUUGAUUUUUAUCAUCGCGUUUGGGCCCACAGAGUCGCCAACAUGAGUCAGUGGUUGGAGCUGCAGCAACUGGAUUCGAAGUUUUUGGAGCAAGUGGAUCAGCUGUACGAUGACAACUUCCCAAUGGCCAUCCGCCAGUAUCUUAGCAGCUGGAUAGAGAGCCAUGACUGGGACCACGUUGCCAACGUAGAGAACGAGUCCUUAGCAACCGUGAGGUUUCAUGACCUUUUGACCCAGCUGGAUCAUCAACACAGCCGGUUUGCGAUGGAGAAAGACUUCCUGAACCAGCACAACAUCCGCAAGAUCAAGAGGAACUUGCAGAGUCUCUUCCAAGACAAUCCUGUUUCCAUGGCAAUGAUCAUCAGUCGGAACCUGAAUGAGGAGAGAAAGAUUUUAGUAUCCGCCCAAAUGUCAGAGCAGAAUCGUGUAGAGAGCUCCCAAAACGACAUGAUCGUGGAGAAACAUCGAGAAAUGGAUGCGAAAGUAAAAGACAUCAAGAUGAAAGUGCAGGGAACUGAACAAAUCAUUAAAAAUCUUGAAGAUCUACAAGAUGAGUACGACUUCAAGAGCAAAACUCACCAAAGCAGAGAGGACCUGAACGGGACGAUUUCGAAAGAAGACCUGAAUCGGGAGAGGCUGGCCAUUCACUCCAUGUUAAUGAAACUCAACGACAUGAGAAAGAACGUGAUCAGUCAGAUAUCAGAGGUCUUGAACCUCAUGGAUCAGGUGGUGUUCGAGCUCAUCUCAACUGAACUUGCCGAAUGGAAACGGCGUCAGCAGAUGUUUUGCAUCGGAGGUUUGACCCACGUCUGCUUGGACCAGCUGCAGAACUGGUUUACUUCAGUUGGCGAAUCUCUGCUUCAGCUUAGACAGCAACUUAAGAAACUUCUUGAACUGGAGCAGAAGUUCACAUAUGACAACGACCCUAUUACCAGUAGCAAAAACACUCUGGAGGAAAGGAUUACGUUAAACCUCAAAAAUCUUAUUACAAACUCCUUGGUUGUUGAGAGACAACCAUGCAUGCCAACCCAACUUCAAAGACCAUUGGUGCUCAAGACGGGAGUUCUGUUUACCCUUAAAAUUCGAAUGCUUAUAAAGCUUCAGGAAUUUAAUCACACUGUUCGCGUGAAGGUGCAUUUUGAUAAGGAUGUUGUUGAAAAACGAAAAGGGUAUCGUAUGUUUAACAUCUUGGGAACGUCCAUGAAGGUGAUGAACAUGGAGGAAUCCAACGGAAUGGCGGCAGAAUUCCGACAUCUGCAACUCAAAGAGAGGAAAGUUACUGGGAACAGAACCAGUGAGGGCCCGCUGAUCGUCUCGGAAGAACUUCACUCCAUCACUUUUGAGGCGGAGCUUUGCUGGUCUGGAAUGGUGAUGAAUUUUGAGACCACCUCCUUGCCCAUAGUCGUGAUCUCCAACGUCAGUCAGCUGCCCAGUGGAUGGGCGUCCAUAAUGUGGUACAACAUGCUGACCUCUGAGCCCAAGAAUCUGUCGUUUUUCGUGAGUCCUCCUACUUGUACAUGGGGACAUCUAUCGGAGGUGCUGAGCUGGCAGUUUUCCGCCAUUACCAAAAGAGGUCUCAAUCAAGAACAACUAAGCAUGCUGGGAACUAAACUUUUGGGUCCCAAAGCAGUGUCAGAUCCUGAAGCUCAGAUCCCAUGGAACAGAUUCUGUAAGUCGGGUGGUGAGAAGAACGCUACAUUUUGGCUUUGGAUUGAAGGAAUUUUGGACCUUAUAAAGAGACACUUGUUGAGCCUCUGGGAUGAUGGGUGUAUCGUUGGGUUUGUGACCAAGGACCGCACUAAAACUUUGCUACACGACAAAGCUCCCGGUACCUUUCUGUUGCGCUUUAGCGAAAGCAACCGCGAUGGAGCCAUCACAUUCAGCUGGGUGGAACAUGACGCGAACGAAGAGCCGCAGAUUCGCUCUGUGGAGCCCUACACGAAAAAGGAGCUCUCGGCUGUUUCACUUCCCGACAUCAUUCGAAACUACCGCGUGAUGGCAGCCGAAAACGUCCCGGAAAACCCUUUGCGCUUCCUCUACCCUAAUCUACCUAAAGAUGAAGCCUUCAGGAAAUACUACUCUAAACCCACAGACAAACAAGAGCCAAUGGAUGUUGAUAGGAAGUCAGAUGAAGGCUAUAUCAGUACCACCCUCAUCUCUAUCUCUGAAAUGAAACCAAAGGAAUAUGAACAUAACCUCAUGCCUAUGUCACCUGAGGUCUUUGGCGAGCUAGCGCGGAUGAAUCCAUUCAUACAAGAAAUGGAAUCAACUCUUUUGGAGAUGCCAUAGAACCUCACUUAAGGACUUCAUUAAUGGGUUUUUGCUUAAAAAUAACGAAAAGGAUUGUUCACACACGACGUGUCUUUAACUACCAUGCACUUAUGUUACAAUUGCAAGGUUUCGAUAGACGUACUUAUUGUAAUACGGAAAGGUUCGCAGUAUUGGAAGGUCACAUAGUGAUGUAAGACACCUGAUAUGAUGUGUGAGGUGUGAGUCGAGAUCAGAUAUUCCUGUUUUGUUGUAGCGAACAGAUAAAAAAAAUACUGUAUAUAUGCUGCCAUCUAUAAAAAACUAACUAAAUUCAUGCUAUAGUAUACUUAGCACUUAAUAUGGUGAAUUAAAGCAACCUUAUAAAGUUAGAGACGUUAUAGUUUGUAAAUAGCACUUAAUUUUAUAAAUUCUAUCAUUGCUGAUAUGCCAAGUGAUGAUAUAAAGACGCAGAAAGUAAGAAAUAAAUCAUAAAAAGUUAAAAUGAUGGGCAAGGGGAUACAAUCCUUAUGGUUCUGAGAAGGCUUCAUUUUUAACUAUAAAUAUUUCCAGUUAUAUUUUGGAGUAAAAUGUGACCUAGAGUAUUUUAGAUUACCCAGAAAGAUUUUUCAAAAAGCAAGGAUUAAGGUCUGAUUGACACAUUUAAGCUGUUGGGUGUUUAGUUUUUUUAAACACACUUGAAAAAAAAUCCUGAAUGCUUUGUGAAAUUUCUGGUGCUUCAUUUGUAUUUGUUUGCACGUAUUUGUACUUUAUGUAUUUUCUUUUCUACACUGGAUCGUGCUGCUGUUUUCGAUUACAAUUAUUUGUCUGCUUAGUCUGUCGUGGGCAUUAUAAAAAUUAUUUUCGUUUGCUUUAAACCUAUACCUAAAGCUUUUGGUGUAGACUAACAAAUGUUGUAUAUUUCUUAAAAAUCUCAUAAAGUAAAAGCAAUAUAGCGUAAUUAUUGUAUAAUUGUCUUAAAGGGAUAGUUCACUCAAAUGAAGAUAUUUUAAAUAAUGUUUGUAAUCAAGCAGAUCUGGGGCACCUUUGACUUCUAUAGAUGGUUUCAUUGUAAGCACGCAUGUUUCAGCGGAUAAGAGCCUGGAACCAAAGUUUACUUCUGGUCUGUGUUUAUUUAUACGUGUGGCUUGUAGCUAAACUGAACUGUGGAGCAAAAAUGUCUAAAAUAAAAUAAACAUUUGGAAUGCAAUCUAAAGAUAUUGUAUACAUUAUUUUAUACAGUAACGUUUGGUUCACAAAAGCCGUUUGCUUAUGUUGUUACUGCCGAGACCAUAUAUAGUAGGGAAAAAAAUAAUACUAUGGAGGUGAAUGGUGCCCCAGAUCUGUUUUCAAAAUAUCUUAAUUUGUGUUCAGCAGGAAAAAGAAGUUAAUACAGGUUUGCGACUUAAGGGUUGCCUAAAUAUAUACAGGUCCCACACUGAAUAGAUGCCUUGGAAAAGUUUAAGAAAUUAAACAUUUAUAGAAAACAAACUAUUUAUAAUUUACAGUUAAAACCUUUAUUGUUUAAUUAUUAAAUAAAAAUCAAAGCGAUGCAGUAAAUUCAUAGCAGUAAAUAGCGCAAUAAUUUGAACAGCUUUUACCACUAAUAUCUAUUAAGCAAUGUAACCGAAACGUAAUUAAAAUAAGACAGAAAAACAUUGAUUGCUUGUAUGUUUGCAUUGUGACGUUUAGCAUUUAAUAAAUAACAUCAGCAACACACAUUUACGAAACACACACAUUUACAAUAGCCAACUUUAAUAACGGCAACAAUAGUGUCCCACUAGAAAAUCCUCGCACAGUUGAGGUCAACUCAGCUUCGGAGGUUUGUUCAAGUAUUCGCACGUCCAUAAAACUUUACCAUUCUUACAGUAAAACAAUCACUGUGCAUGUGUGAAUAUAACGUGUGCUUACAGACAUAAAAACCAUCAUAUAGUGCUGUCACACAAUCCACGGGACAUUUAGACCUAUUUGCUGUCAUUGUUGUUAAUACAAGUGCAUGUAUCUUAUUUUGGGGGAUUUUUAUCCUGUAAUAAAACUGAUUUAUAAAAA
This is a messenger RNA of Paramisgurnus dabryanus, 4447 nucleotides long. It is a transcript of the gene stat1a, whose product is annotated as signal transducer and activator of transcription 1a. The record is from RefSeq and is a predicted model, not a curated record. Gene Ontology annotation, molecular function: DNA binding; DNA-binding transcription factor activity. Lineage: Eukaryota; Metazoa; Chordata; Actinopteri; Cypriniformes; Cobitidae. Gene Ontology annotation, biological process: signal transduction; regulation of DNA-templated transcription.